AUGAACCGAAUUCCAUUCGACGCUGUCACUGUCACACUGACCAAGGCGACUGUCAUCCAAGGACACCAAAGUGCCUUGUAUACCAUAGCCAUCACGAACAAGGAGACCCACGUGGCGGUCUCAACCACCAAGACUGACAGCGACUUUGAAACCCUCCGCAACAACGUGUGCUCGGCCUUGGAGCAUGGCCACACAUGCGAUGCAUUGUGUCCGUGGUUUUACGUGGAUGUGCAGCAAAAGAUCCCCAAGAAGCAUUGGUUUCGGUCGUCCACGCAUGCUCGGGUGGUGGCGUCGCACUUGAAAAAGUACCAAGACAUGAUGACCCUGGUCUGUGCCUUUGUCACUUCUGCGCACAACCGAUCAUGUUAUCGUGUCAUGCAGCGUGUACCUGAAGUGCUCCAUGAGUUCUUGUUCGAAGGCGUGGCCGUGUACCCAACCAUGUACACUGUCGCACCGCCCAAGCUUCGCUUCUCGUGCAGCAGUAGCUGCCGGUCCUCCGAUGGCACUGGGCUCGCGUGCUCGUUGUGCAAUCACGACGCAGAUACGUUCUGUGGUCAAACUACAUUGCAAUGUGGCCAUGCUUUCCACGACGACUGCAUAGUGGAGGCGUUGAAUGCACAUCUGGCAUGCCCGAUAUGCCUUGACAACGAAACCUCGCCGCCACAGUAGACAAUUGCAGCUGUCAAUCAACCUAUUUAUUAAUGUUAACGUUAUCA
Messenger RNA from Aphanomyces astaci, 716 nucleotides. RefSeq lists its product as hypothetical. The coding region runs from base 1 to 669 and encodes 222 amino acids. Lineage: Eukaryota; Oomycota; Saprolegniomycetes; Saprolegniales; Verrucalvaceae. The record is from RefSeq and is a predicted model, not a curated record. The transcript has a single exon. Gene Ontology annotation, molecular function: phosphatidylinositol binding; metal ion binding.